AUGUUUAGAUCUGGAAGAUUUAGAAAAGGGUUCUACUUUAAACAGUGGGAAAAUUUGGCCGUCAGCAAAAAACCAUUAAGACGCUUCCUAUGUCUGAAGUUGAGAAAAAGGAAGAAUAUGCAUUCCGUUGAGACCCAGAGGAUAGAAAAAAAAACGUUCCCACCAGAUAAGAUACUAACAGAUUUUUAA
Clunio marinus is the source of this 189-nucleotide messenger RNA. Lineage: Eukaryota; Metazoa; Arthropoda; Insecta; Diptera; Chironomidae. The record is from the annotation of a GenBank genome assembly.